AGAACUCUGUGAAGUUGUGUACACGCGGUAGUUCCUUCAUCUAUGAAUUCGUCGUGUUGUGGUGACAAUCAUGGGAUGUGUUUAUGUUUAAUAGUCACUAGUAACACAGUUUAAUUAUUGGAUCUAGCAGCACCCUGAUUUAUUGAAGCAAGAUGAGCAGAAGAAGAGUUCAUGAUGAUGACGAUGGAUAUGAUCGCGCUUACAGAAAAAGGCGCCGUGUUUCUGAAAACCAGGAAAUUGAAGAUCGCCUUGAGUCACUUAUUCUCAGAGUGGGAGAAAAGAGCACCUCAUCGCUGGAGAGUAAUUUGGAAGGACUUGCAAGUGUACUGGAGGCAGAUUUAGCAACUUUUCGCACCAAGAUACUUCGUAUACUUACAGAUUGUGCUAUCAAGAUGCCUGAGAAAUGUACAAUCUACACUACACUGGUGGGAUUGCUCAAUGCAAAGAAUUAUAAUUUUGGUGGUGAGUUUGUAGAUUACAUGGUACGCAACCUGAAGGAUUCACUGAAAAGUUGUCGGUGGGAUGCGGCACGGUAUUCAUUACGCUUCUUAGCAGACCUUGUGAAUUGCCAUGUAAUUUCUGCAGGAUCUUUAAUGCAGCUACUUGACAACAUGGUUGAUGCCGCUAAGGAAGAUGGUGUCCCACAGGUGAGGAAGGACUGGUAUGUGUUUGCUGUAUUGUCCACACUGCCGUGGGUUGGACGGGAGUUGUAUGAAAAGAAAGAACAGUCACUAGAACAUCUUCUAAUUUCCAUUGAAGUAUUUCUUGGAAAGAGAAGCAAAAAGCAUCAUGGUGCCCUUAGAGUGUGGGCUCUUGAUCACCCUCAUCCACAAGAGGAGUACUUGGAUUGCCUUUGGGCCCAGAUUCGGAAGCUUCGACAAGAUAACUGGGCAGAAAAACACAUUCCACGUCCUUACUUGGCAUUUGACAGCACACUUUCCGAAGCACUUCAGCACAACUUACCAACAAUCCUACCUCCUCCACAUCAUGACAGCUAUGUGUACCCAAUGCCACAUGCUGUUUUUAGAAUGUUUGACUACACGGAUUGCCCAGAGGGUCCUCUUCUCCCAGGAGCACAUUCAAUUGAAAGGUUUCUCAUAGAAGAACACUUACAUCAGAUUAUUGAGAUGCAUCAUUUAGAGAGAAAAGACUGUGCUGCUCACUUGUUAAAUUUCCCAUACAAGAUGAAGAUACCACUUGAUUAUUGCAUAGUGGAAGUGAUAUUUGCAGAACUGUUCAACAUGCCUUCUCCUCGUUACCUUGAGAUAAUGUAUGGAUCAGUUCUCAUAGAACUGUGUAAGCUGCAGCCCAGCACAAUGCCACAAGUGCUGGCUCAAGCAACAGAAAUUCUUUUUAUGAGAAUUGACACAAUGAAUGUCUCAUGCUUUGACAGGUUUGUUAACUGGUUUGCAUAUCACUUGAGUAAUUUCCAGUUCCGAUGGAGUUGGGAAGACUGGGAUUCUUGUCUUCAGCUUGAUCCAGAACAUCCACGACCCAAAUUUAUUCGUGAAGUUCUGCUGAAGUGUCUCAGGUUGUCAUAUCACCAGAGAAUUGUGGAUAUGAUGCCACCCCAGUUUGAACCUCUCAUACCUGCCAAACCAGAGCCGAGAUUCAAGUACACAAUGGAUGGAGCAGCGUCGCUGCCUGGGACCACGGCUGCUCAUCAGCUGGUAGUCUCUAUUCGACAGAAAUGUACCCCUGAGGAGGUUCUGAAUGUACUAAAGGAUCUACCAAAUCCAUGCCCAGAAGAAGAUAGCGAAUCGAGAUUUAAUCCUCUGAAGAUUGAUGUCUUUGUGCAAACAUUACUUAAUCUGGGCUCGAAGAGUUUCUCACAUUCAUUUGCUGCCCUGUCAAAAUUUCAUAAUGUAUUUAAGGUUUUGGCAGACUCUGAAGCAGCUCAGAUAUGUAUUCUGCGAAAUAUGUUUGAUUUGUGGCAGAAUCACCAACAAAUGAUGGUGGUUUUAAUAGACAAGAUGUUGAAGACACAAAUAAUUGAGUGUUCAGCUGUUGCUAACUGGAUAUUUUCAAAAGAAAUGACAGGAGAAUUCACAAAGAUGUAUUUAUGGGAAAUUCUCCACUUGACAAUUCGCAAGAUGAACAAGCAUGUGACUCGUUUAGCACGUGAUCUAGAAGAAGCACGGGAAAACUUUCCGCGCUCGGAGAGUGAUACUGACGAGUCAGAUGAUGGAGAUGGUGGAGAAGGAGGUGGUAACAGCAGCUCUCGGAAACGAGAUGAAGAUGCUUCCACAGCACUUGUUGAUAGUAUGGAAGAGAAGCUGGAAACUGCACAGGGAGUGCAAAAGACCCUCUUCCUUAUUAUUUUCCAGAGGUUUAUAAUGAUUUUGUCAGAACAUUUGGUGCGUUGUGAUACUGAUGGUAAAGACUUCAAUACAUUCUGGUACAAAUGGACAAUUGGACGAUUGCAGCAAGUGUUCUUGUUGCAUAAUGAACAAGUUCAGAAGUACAGCUCUACUUUAGAAACAUUGCUUUUCACACAAGAUCUGGAUCCCCACAUUCUGGAAGUGUUUCACCAGUUCACGUCAUUACGGUCAUGAUUUUUCAUUCAAGACGUGAUUUUCCCAUUGUUAUACAUUAUCGUUUUGUAUAUUGUAUUACAAAACAAUGUUAUUUGCUGCAAUUGUAAGGAAGUGGACUUUCCCACAGAUUUAACGUUUGUAACCUUGAGAUUCAGGCACUGUAAAUAAAAUUUUAUAGACUUGUA
Schistocerca americana (American grasshopper) is the source of this 2722-nucleotide messenger RNA. RefSeq names its product nuclear cap-binding protein subunit 1 (gene Cbp80). NCBI's taxonomy places the organism in Eukaryota, Metazoa, Arthropoda, Insecta, Orthoptera, Acrididae. Gene Ontology annotation, biological process: nuclear-transcribed mRNA catabolic process, nonsense-mediated decay; mRNA export from nucleus. Gene Ontology annotation, molecular function: mRNA binding; RNA cap binding; protein binding. The record is from RefSeq and is a predicted model, not a curated record. The transcript is spliced from 16 exons. Bases 153 to 2555 code for a protein of 800 amino acids. Gene Ontology annotation, cellular component: nucleus; nuclear cap binding complex.